This is a messenger RNA of Triticum aestivum (bread wheat), 693 nucleotides long. RefSeq names its product mitogen-activated protein kinase kinase kinase 3-like. NCBI's taxonomy places the organism in Eukaryota, Viridiplantae, Streptophyta, Magnoliopsida, Poales, Poaceae. Gene Ontology annotation, biological process: protein phosphorylation. The record is from RefSeq and is a predicted model, not a curated record. The coding region runs from base 1 to 693 and encodes 230 amino acids. Gene Ontology annotation, molecular function: ATP binding; protein kinase activity. The transcript has 6 exons.
AUGGCAGCCUGCCCAACUAUCUCCACUGCCUGCAUACAGCUGUUUCAGAACAGUGCCGAUCAACCCAGGUUUAUGUUUCCUUUCCAAGGGCGUUCGAAUAUAAUUACCAUCCAUCGAUUACAGAUGUUACCAUUACUGAGUGUGUGCCUUAUUAGUUUGUUCUUUAUUACAGAGUUCGGUUGUAGAAGAACGAAACGAAGCACACAUCAGGAAGUCAUGCUCUUUCCAACAACAACAGCAAAAGCGCAUAUAAGAGAACUUGAGGAAGAAGUGAAGCUCCUCAAGAACCUUUCGCACCCCAAUAUUGUGAGGUACCUCGGGACUGUCCGUGAGGAAGACACACUGAAUAUCCUGCUGGAGUUUGUUCCUGGAGGGUCUAUCCAGUCGCUUCUUGGAAAACUCGGUUCAUUCCCGGAGGCAGUCAUUAGGAAGUAUACUAGGCAGAUUUUGCAAGGGUUGGAAUAUCUGCAUAGCAAUGCAAUAAUACAUAGAGACAUUAAGGGUGCAAACAUUCUUGUUGAUAACAGAGGCUGCAUUAAGCUUGCCGAUUUUGGGGCAUCUAAGCAAGUUGCCAAGUUGUUUUACCGCGAUCCUCUGUCGCUUCCGCACCUCUACGCCGCCGCGCCUAGCCCUAGUCGCCGCCGCGCCAACUCCUCCACCCUCCUGCCGCCGCCGUCGCUACCCUUCCCGUAG